Nothoprocta perdicaria is the source of this 717-nucleotide messenger RNA. RefSeq names its product lipocalin-15-like. The transcript has 7 exons. Lineage: Eukaryota; Metazoa; Chordata; Aves; Tinamiformes; Tinamidae. The record is from RefSeq and is a predicted model, not a curated record. The coding region runs from base 38 to 589 and encodes 183 amino acids. Gene Ontology annotation, molecular function: small molecule binding.
AGGUCCAUCCAAGCCACAUUCAGCUUCCUGAGUGAGGAUGAAGGCUGCGCAGUCAAGCCUGGCGUUGGUCCUGCUCUGCCUGCUGCGGGUGCAGGCCGAGCUCCCUGUGCAGCCAGGCUUCGACCCGGAGAAGUUUGCAGGGACAUGGCACAUCGUGGCUGCUGUUUCCAACUGCCCUGUGUUCCUGAGCAUGAAGGAUAAGAUAAAGUCAUCCACCAGCAUCUUCAGCUUCUUGCCAGACGGCAGCAUGGCUAUGAAGGCUAUUUUCCCUGUGGCGGAUGAAUGCAAAAACGUUGAGAUGCAUUUCCAGCAGAAGGGGCAGGUCGGGCACUACAUCACCACAGGAGAAGAAGGGAAGCGGGACCUGCGUGUGAUAGAGACUGACUACGAACACUAUGCCAUCGUGAGCACUGUCACGGAGAGUGACAAGAASACCAGCACUACACUGCAGCUCUACAUGAGGGGGCACGACGGGAGUCCCCAGCUCCUGAAGAAGUUCAAAGAGCUCUACCCCACCAUGGGCCUUACUGAUGAUAUGCUGGUGGUCAUGCCAAAGUCGGAUGAGUGCCAGCAGGCUGCCAGCAGCUGAAGACGGAUGGGUGUCCUCCAGACCAUGUGGAAACUGUGCUCUGCUCCCCUCCUCCACGGUGUCCCUUACCUUCCGGGCUGGGUCUGCCAGAUCUGCUACUGCCACCAAGAACACACUUCUCCCUCCUA